This is a messenger RNA of Fusarium proliferatum ET1, 636 nucleotides long. RefSeq lists its product as uncharacterized. Gene Ontology annotation, cellular component: box H/ACA snoRNP complex. Lineage: Eukaryota; Fungi; Ascomycota; Sordariomycetes; Hypocreales; Nectriaceae. The coding region runs from base 1 to 636 and encodes 211 amino acids. The transcript is spliced from 3 exons. Gene Ontology annotation, biological process: ribosome biogenesis; snoRNA guided rRNA pseudouridine synthesis. The record is from RefSeq and is a predicted model, not a curated record. Gene Ontology annotation, molecular function: box H/ACA snoRNA binding.
AUGUCUUUCCGUGGAGGUUCGCGCGGACGCGGCGGUAGUGGAUUUGGAGGCCGUGGCGGUGGCCGCGGUGGCUUCCAACAACGAGAUAUGGGCCCUCCUGCUCAGAUCCUUGAAAUGGGCAAGUUCAUGCACGCUUGCGAGGGCGAGAUGGUCUGCGAGUCCAUCAACCCCAAGGUCCCUCACUUCAACGCCCAGAUCUUCCUCGAGAACAAGACUGCCGUCGGAAAGGUCGACGAGGUCCUCGGCCCCAUCAACCAGGUGUUCUUCACCAUCAAACCCACAGAGGGUAUCCAGGCCACCUCUUUCAAGGAGGGCGACAAGUUCUACAUCGGCUCAGAGAAGCUUCUGCCCCUCGACAAGUUCCUCCCCAAGCCUAAGCCCCCGCCUGGAGCUCCCAAGCUCAAGCGCGCCGGUGGCGGUCGCGGUGGUGCCCGCGGUGGACGUGGCGGCUUCGGUGCCCGAGGCGGUGGCCGUGGUGGUUUCGGCGGCGGCGGCCGUGGAGGUCCUCGAGGUGGUGCUCGUGGUGGUUUCGGUGGCCGCGGAGGUGGCCGUGGCGGCAGCGGUGGUUUCUCACGAGGUGGAAGCGGCUUCGGUGGUGGUCGCGGACGCGGUGGCUUCAGCCGCGGUGGCCGAUAA